This is a messenger RNA of Girardinichthys multiradiatus, 2646 nucleotides long. Its product is annotated as signal transducer and activator of transcription 1-like. NCBI's taxonomy places the organism in Eukaryota, Metazoa, Chordata, Actinopteri, Cyprinodontiformes, Goodeidae. The transcript is spliced from 24 exons. Gene Ontology annotation, biological process: regulation of cell population proliferation; response to peptide hormone; type I interferon-mediated signaling pathway. The coding region runs from base 157 to 2427 and encodes 756 amino acids. The record is from RefSeq and is a predicted model, not a curated record. Gene Ontology annotation, molecular function: DNA-binding transcription factor activity, RNA polymerase II-specific; RNA polymerase II cis-regulatory region sequence-specific DNA binding.
UUUCUUGCUGAGACAUUUCCCAAGAAUCACACAAUGAACAGGGAGUUUCCGCAGAAUAAAAGCUGCUCCUCCGACUCUUCGUCAUUCAGCUGAACUCUGGUUCCUGCUCUGAUUUCUCUUCUUUGGACCUUAUUAAUAAAAGGCGGCAGCCACAAGAUGGCGCAGUGGCAGGAGCUGCUGAAGUUGGACUCUGCGCUGCAGAACCAGGUGAGGCAGCUGUAUGAGGGAAGGUUCCCCACUGAGAUCCGACACUGGCUGUCCAACUGGAUCGAGAGCCAGGACUGGGGUUCUGCAGCUGUGGAUGAGAAUGCAGCUAGAACAUGUUUCCAAGCUCUCCUGGAGCAUCUGCAGUACCAGUGGACCCACUCCAUCCAGGAGAACAACAUCCUGCAGGGGCCAAACUUUUCAGGGAUGAAGGACUAUGUGAUGGAGAACUUCCAGGCUCAGCCAAUGAACUUGGCUGCACUUCUUUCUGAAUGUCUGAAGGAGGAGAAGAAAAUCCUCGCCUCAGUCACUGCGACUCUGCCGUGCAGCUCUCCUGUCAUGAGCCCACAGUGGAUAGAACUGGACAACAAAGUGACUCAGAUGAAGCUGCCGAUUUCGGAACUGAAGAAGGACGUCAAAACGCUGGAGGGUCUGAAUGAAAAACUCCACUUCAUCCAGAAGAUGUGGCAAAGCAAAGUGGAACAGGAUGUUGGACUGGCCCAGUCUCAAACUCUGGUAGAACAGGAAUGUCUGAAGAGGGAGACGUUCAUCACACAAACGAAGCAUAUUGUGCUGCAGCAGUUGGUGACCACUUUAAACCAGUCGGCCCAAAUUGUGACGACUCUCACCAGCGUGGAGCUUCCUGAGUGGAAGCGCAGGCAACAGCUGGCCUGCAUCGGAAGUCUGGAGGACACCAGCCUGGAGCUCCUCCAGAAGUGGUUUACAACUGUUACAGGGGUUCUUCUAGGAGUCCAUGAACAGCUGCAGAAGCUGCAGGAGCAGAACAAGAAGUACACCAGCUCAGACUCUGCCAGCCUCUCGGAUUCAAUAGCAGAAAUUGAUAAAUUUACUCUGAGUUUGAUCAGAAAACUUCUCACAAAUGCUCUGGUGGUGGAGAAACAGCCCGUCAUGCAGAACUUACCUCAUCGACCUCUGAUUCUGAAGACCGGGGUCCGAUUCAAGAUGACAGUGAGGUUCUUAGCAAACCUUCCUGUUUUUAAGGAUUUGCUAAAAGUCAAGCCUGUAUUUGACAAGGAUGUCGAAGAAGUGAAGACAGUCAAUGGAUUUCGUUUGUUUGACUUCAACCUUGACAACAGUAAGGUUCUGGAUGUGGACAUGCCCAAUGGAGCGAUGAUGGCUGCGUUUGAGCACAUGUCACUCAAGGAAAAAAAAGCCAGAACCAAAGGGUCCUGUGAGAGUCAUCUGGUGGUCACGGAGGAGCUCCACAUCAUACGCUUUGUGGCGGUUUUGCAUCAUGCUGGCGAGACAUUUGACAUAGAGGCAAGCUCUCUGCCUGUGGUUGUCAUCUCCAGUUCCAACCAGGUCCCCAGUGCCUGGGCCUCCAUCAUGUGGUUCAACAUGCUCUCCACCAGCGAACCGAUGAACCUGUCCCUGUUUGUCGAUCCUCCUCCGCUCUCCUGGCAGCAGCUGGCGCCGCUUCUGAGCUGGCAGUUUCUGUCCAUGGGCCAGCGGCCACUUGAUCAGGACCAGCUCUCAAUGCUUCGAGACAAAAUCAUGGAUGAUCCUGAAGGUCUGGUGCACUGGAACAAGUUCUCUAAGGAUGAUAGUGUCUGGAUUUGGAUCGAUGGGAUCCUGGAUCUGAUCAAGAAACAUCUGAGUGAUCUUUGGCAGCAUGGCUACAUCAUGGGGUUUGUGAGCAAGCAGAGAACAAGCUCCUUGUUGCAGAAUAAACCAACCGGGACGUUUCUGAUCCGAUUUAGCGAGAGCAUCCGAGAUGGAGCCAUCACCUUCAGCUGGGUUGAUCAUUCCACUGGAGAGAAACAUGUCCACGCUGUAGAGCCCUACACCAAGAAAGAGCUGUCUGUGCUGUCUCUGCCUGACGCCAUCAACCACUACACCCUGAGCACCCAGCGAAGGAGCUCCAACCCCCUGGUCUAUCUGUACCCCGACAUCCCCAAAGACUCGGCGUUUGGACGCUACUACACAGUCCCAGGACCUUCUUCAACCAACAAGAACAUAAAAGGUUAUGUCCAGAGGAGCCUUGUUGUGUUUUCCAACAACCCGACGCCGCCUCCGUCUCCACCCAGAGAUGUGCCGCCGAUGGACAUCGAGACUAUGGACCUAAAUACUGACUUCUUCCAAAGGUUGGAGGAAAUUUUGUCGGAUCUACUCGAGUUGCCUGAAUUGUCAAAUCUCCAGCCGUUUCCUCAGGAAAGCUUAAAUUAUCCGGUUUCCCCUCUGCAAAAUGAGAUGGAUCAUUGAAUCAUUUAUCGGAAUAACUGGAUGCAGAUCAGGUCAAUUAUUUGUGUGUAUUUAUUAAAAAAACAAUGCAUGUUUUAUCUUUGGAGGAAAAUCCUUUCUGAUGAUUAUUGUAUGAUCUUCCAUGUUUAGAUGUAAAAAAGUGCUUCAUACUGAGCUAUAUGCCAGCUUUCUGCUUCCACCGUUGUGCAUUUUAUUGAAAAAUAAAAUCUGUAAAUAUAA